AUGCCGCUUGAUUGUCACGAGAGUGCCUUGAGAAUGCCGCUUGAGUGCCACGAGAGUGCCUUGAGAAUGCCGCUUGAGUGGUACGAGAGUGCCUUGAUAAAGCCGCUAGAGUGCCACAAGAGUGCCUUGAGACUGCCGCUUGAGUGCCACGAGAGUGCCUUGAAAAUGCCGCUUGAGUGGCACGAGAGUGCCUUGAGGAUGCCGCUUGAGUGCCUUGCGAAUAGUGCCACGAGAGUGCCACGAGUGUGCCACGAGAGUGCCACGAGAGUUCCACGAGAGUGUGACGAGAGUGCCACGAGAAUAGCGCUUGAGUGGCACGAGAGUGCCUUGAUGAUGCCAUUUGAGUGGCACGAGAGUGCUUUGAGAAUGCCGCUUGAGUACCACGAGAAUGCUUUGAGAAUGCCGCUUGAGUGCCACGAGAGUGCUUUGAGAAUGCCGCUUGAGUCUCACGAGAGAUGA
Molecule: messenger RNA, 459 nt
Organism: Bolinopsis microptera
Lineage: Eukaryota; Metazoa; Ctenophora; Tentaculata; Lobata; Bolinopsidae
Exons: 2
Coding region: 1-459 (152 amino acids)
Source: RefSeq, a predicted model, not a curated record